AUGCGUUCAGAACCCACCAAUUUUUGGUCCAGGAGGAUCCACGAAAACAUGGUAAUGAACACCGAGAGGGAGUUCCUUUCUUUUCAGCUUUUGGGAUAAUUGUUGCUGAUAUCUCAUGGAUAAACUGUAAAAGAGAUCAACAACCAUGGAGGAGGAAUUUGCAAAAUACCUUGUCUCUGCUUCUGAAAAUCUGCUACUCCAAUAUGGGCAAACCGCCGAUCAAAAAGAUGUAAAGAAGCUGCGAAAUCUCGUUAUGGUCAGGAUACGCACUCAGUAUUUAUGCAAUCUAAAAGAGAUGCAGUACUGUGUUUCACUUAAAAUAUGUGAUUUGUCUGGAAAUUUCAUUAUGAAUAUUGAUGCACUUGAGUCUUGCACUAAUUUAAUUAAACUGGAUCUUCAUAACAACCAGAUAGAAGAGCUUCCGGGCCCAAUGUUUUGGGUAAACAUGGCAGGACUGCAACUUCUGUAUCUUCAUAAUAAUAGCAUUUCAGCACUGGAAAAUGUGCAUUCGUUAUCUUUCUGCCCUAAUCUGAUUGCCCUCACCUUGUUCAACACUCCACUGUGCCUGAAAAUAGCAUAUAGGCAUAUUGUUGUAAACAGCAUCUUUUCACUCAAGGCGCUGGACUACUAUGUUAUUUCUGAUGAGGAAAUAAUAGAAGACUGGAAGCUUCCUGAAAAAUAUAAACCCUUUACGCCUAGCUUUUAUAUUGAUAUUUGCCCUACUUCUGGAAAGGAAACUACAUUUCAGGAAGAAAUGAAAAUGGUAAAAAAGAUAAUUUCCAAAAUCAAUUACAUCCUAUGUUUUCAUUCGCCAGUCCUGAUUAUUCAGAAAUGGAUAAGAGGAUAUUUAAUUAGAAAAGUAUUGUGCCUGAUUCCUCUGCAAGACGUUCUGCGAUAUAAACGUUACAUGAGAGGUGGACUAAAGCUACCACCUUUAGGAUCUGAUAGGGGUGUGAAGCAGACAGCUUUGACUAAGAUGGAACAGCAUGCCGGGUUCAAAACGUAUGCAUCUGGUAUCCCAAUUAAAGAAGUGAAAGAUCUUAAGGAGCUACAUUUAUAUUUGAGAAGAUUAAAAUAUCCCAUUAUCUCGAAAUUACUCAGAUUGGAAGAAAAGAAAAAAAUGAAAGAAAAGAAAAAAAUGAAAGAAAAGAAAUCCAAAAGGUCACCAAAGAAGGAGCUCUUGGGCUGGAAGGAACCUGAAGUGAAAGCUGAUGAGAUGGCGAUGAAAUUCAGGCUUUCCAUACGUAGAAUGCAUUUUUAUUCAUUGCAUGAUGAGCUGCAGUUGUGUCGAGAGAGAGACAAAGAAAUUUUUGACGCUGUACAUGACUUGCGUUACUUCAUGCAGCCUAUAACUCCAACUAAGCCUAUUCAUGAGCCAGUGAGCAUAGAUAAGAGGACCUUUGCUAAAGCAUUUGGAGCUGUCAGACUUCGCCCCUUGUGUGCUAUUGAUAAAGCAUACUUGGAAAGUCAAAAGUUGGAUGCUGAGCUUAAAAAGGAGCGGCAUGUCAUGCGGAUGCAGAUUAUUAAAUGUGAAGUUACAGACUACAUCCAUCGUUUACAGGAAGAUAAAAUGGAGAAAGUUCAGAUGGAAAGCGAAGAGGAAAAGCUCAUGACUAAAGAUACUCUGGAAGAGCAGAAGCACAAAAGAUCAAAGUCAAUUAAUAAACUAAAGCAAAAGUAUACCAAUUUUGCAAACACCAGGAAGAAAAAGACAUUUGAAAAUACAUUUGUUCAGCGCUUCAGCACUCAACAUCUUUCUUUGACAAAUGGCUUAUUAAGACUCGAUGGAUGGAGGAAGAAUGAAGAAUCUGUGAAGGAACGAAAAGUUGUAGUUAAAGGAAUUAUAGAAGAACAGAAGCAGCGAAGAGAGAUGUUCGAAAAUUUCCGCGAGGAGAGGCAAGAUAUGUUGCAAAGACAAAACACAGAUGAAAAACAGUUUAGGAACUGCGUGGCCCACGAAAUGGCUAGAGAGAGAUACAGACAAGCCAAGGCAAAGGUUGAAGCCAUCAAGCAACCCAGACAGAUGGCACUGUACUCCUUGCCUGUGAUUGGGAGUUCUGGCACUGCAGUGCCAGUCAUAGAGUAUGACGGCUAAGAUGAGAAUCUUACCUGGACAUGAAAAAUGGAUAUGUGAAUAUGGGAUCUGUCCAUGGUGAAAAAGUGUCUGAAAUGGAUAGAAAAUCAAAGUCAUACCUAAUAACACCAAAGAGAAUUGUUAAUGUGAAUUAUUGGAGAUUUUU
Molecule: messenger RNA, 2240 nt
Organism: Lacerta agilis (Sand lizard)
Lineage: Eukaryota; Metazoa; Chordata; Lepidosauria; Squamata; Lacertidae
Gene: LRRIQ3
Product: leucine rich repeats and IQ motif containing 3
Exons: 9
Coding region: 146-2095 (649 amino acids)
Molecular function (GO): protein binding
Source: RefSeq, a predicted model, not a curated record